This is a messenger RNA of Biomphalaria glabrata, 3277 nucleotides long. RefSeq names its product macrophage mannose receptor 1-like. Lineage: Eukaryota; Metazoa; Mollusca; Gastropoda; Planorbidae. The transcript is spliced from 22 exons. The coding region runs from base 202 to 3048 and encodes 948 amino acids. The record is from RefSeq and is a predicted model, not a curated record. Gene Ontology annotation, molecular function: signaling receptor activity.
UGUACACUGCGUGAAUGGGCACAAAUAGAUGUGGGGCGGGUGGGACUUACCAGAUUACCGGUGAUUCAUUUGUUAGCCAACAAAAGCCUACAUCCAUAGAUCUAGUUUCAUGUAUACGGGAUGUUUUAGACCUAAUUGGAUACAUGUUUCACUGCUUAAUCUCAUUUCUAGCCUUUUUGAAAAGAAAAGUUUAAUUUUGAGAUGCUCCAUUAUUUACCUUUAGUCUUUUUUGUUUUGUGUGGCCUGGUUGGUAAAAAGCAAGGUGUUCCCUACGAGGAUUGUGCUGUUGGAUGGUUCAAGUACAACUUACACUGUUACCAAGUACAAAUAGGACGAGAAGAUUGGGCGUCAGCACAGAGCAAGUGUACAGAAAGAAGUGCAGUUUUAGCUAGCAUCCAUUCUGAGCAAGAAAAUAUAGUGAUUUCGUCACAGCUUCCUAAAGGGAAGUCAUUUUGGAUUGGUUUAAGUUGUCUUGAAGUAUCUGCACAUUUUGCCUGGUCCAGCAGUGAAUCCGUUGACUUCACCCUGUGGGCCAAACAGGAGCCAAAGAAAAACAGCAAUCAGUGUACAUACUUACAGCAAGAGGGAGGUAAAUGGCGAUCAACUCAAUGUGAUUCAAAAACCACAAAUCUAGUUGUCAACGGGUAUAUUUGUAAGAGGCCAUUGAAUAUACUGUUGCCUUCAUCGGAAGCCGCUUUACAUUCCAAGGGAUGUCAGUCUGGAGGCUAUGCCUAUGACGACACCUGCUAUACAGUGCACAAAGAACACAAAUCUUGGGACGAGGCUCAGAGACUUUGUGAACAUCAGAAAGGAAGUUUGGUGACUAUCUCAAACAAUGUCACGAGGACGUUUAUGAAAUCUGUUUUUGGAUCACAAACAAACAAGUAUUGGAUCGGAUUUGUCAGAAAUGAGACAUGGGCCAGCUGGUUACCUGAGCAAAACUUGACACUUAUAACUACAGAGCUUCAUAGUCUCAGCUGCUUCGCAAUCAACGCAGAUUUCCACGUUUUGGAAUUACGUCACUGUAACGACACAAUGGAGUUUAUUUGUGAAACUAGGCGCCAAGAACUUGUGGAGCAAGCAACAGACAAGCCUCAGACAUGCCCUAGCUCUUGGAUGCCUAGAAAUGACUUCUGCUACAAAUAUUUCAGUCAAAGAAAGACCUGGAUCCAGUCUCAAUCUUCCUGUCAAAAACUUGGAGGCAAUUUACCCAGCAUUCACGAUGGCGACAUACAGGAAUAUUUAUUAGAGCUAAUCAAGAAAAACCCUCCAUUACAACCAAUAUGGCUUGGUCUACGCAAUAGUCCAGAUGAAAAGUUGAAAAACUCCUUCCAUUGGAGUGACGGGACUCCAUUUGAUUACAUGAUGUGGUCUAAAGGCGAGCCAAAUAGAUUCACAGUAUCUGAGAAUUGUGUCGAGAUGUUCAACGUUGAUGGUCAUUGGAAUGACAACAAUUGUAUUCUUGUCAGGCCUUAUGUCUGUGCCAUUAGGAGAGGUCAACCAGAUGUAGCCAGUGAAACAAACACAGAAGACGCCGCCCCUGAGUGUCCAGAAAGAGACUGGAUGUAUUAUAAAGGACACUGUUACUACAUGAGCACUGAAAACAAAUCCUGGACCACUGCUCGAGACUUCUGUCAGGUCAAAGGCGGAGAUUUAGCAAGUAUCAACUCAGAAGAAGAGAAUAACUUUGUCAUGAACUUGCAAAGCAAAAAAAUGAUCAGAGAUAUUUGGAUUGGUCUGAACAAGAAAUUUAAAGAUACUUAUGUCUGGUCUGAUGGAAGUCCAGAGAACUAUCUCGCCUGGUUUAUAACACAACCUAAAGACGUUGACGGCUCAGAGAGAUGUGUGACUAUGAAAAUUGAUCAUGGGAGAUGGUUCAACAGUAGGUGCUUCAAAGAGUUGCCAUUUUUAUGCAAGAGACUAAAUGGCUCCACGAAGCCAAUCCAGGCAAUGCCAACACCUAUCUAUAACGGAGCAUGUCCUGAAGGAUUUUUUGGAAGAGGCGAUAGCAACAAAUGUUUUCGCAUCGGUGGAGUUGAUGGUGAACCAAAAUUAACAUUUUCUCGAGCAAGAGACGUCUGUAAUGAGAUGAGAGGGGCCAACUAUGCCCAGCUAGCUAGUAUUGGCAGUUCACAGGAACAAGAAAUUGUUGAGUCCCUGGUGUCUAUCCAUAAAACUAGCCUGUGGAUUGGGUUCAGAGAUGCAGACGACAAUACCUACAGCUGGUUAGAUGGAUCAGAGAAUGUCUAUAGUAACUGGGCGCAAGGUCAACCAAUCACAGUAUAUCCUCACACAAUAAAUUCUCGUCAACUGAGCUCCCUGUCCAAUACCAGCAGCAGGAAGUCACACCAUUCGAAUUAUCCCACCAUCUUGAAGUGUGUUCAACUUGUGAGUGAUGGGGAAGUACCACGUGAUCACGGCAAAUGGGAAACUGCUGACUGCAAUACAAAACACGCUUAUAUUUGUCAAGCAUUCAAAAGUCUAUCUGUUGCAACUACAACAAUGACGUCACGUGGUUGCACAGAUGGUCGGAAUAUAGAAAAUGGGAAUGUACAAUAUCUCUUUAAGGAUCAAGAGCAGGUCACAUGGCCAGAAGCAGAUCUCAGAUGUAAGCAAUGUGGCUUGAGGCUGGUCAACAUCCAUUCAAAUAUUCCCUUCCUGUUAAAACAACUGCAGACUCCAAAGUCAUUGGCUAUUCAUCAGGAUGACGUUUGGAGUGGUCCAGUGGAAAGAAAUGAUGACUCAAUGUUCAGAAGUCAGUUAUCGGACAAUUCUACACAGUACAGUGAGAAGACGUGUGUUGGUAUAAACAGACUGACAGGGAAGUGGGCGCUGUAUGACUGCUUCGAUCGACGUCUUGGUUAUAUCUGUGAAACUUAUACAGCCGAGAAAGAAAGCAACGUGACAAUAUCUAGCGGUAUCAUUUACCUGCUGCUGGGAGCUAUUGCAGUGUGUUUGUUUAUCUUGCUCGUUACACAGUUUGUCAACUAUCAAAGGAGGAAAAAAGUCACAGCCAAGAAAAGCACUAAGCUCAUGUCAGCCAUUUGAAGGAUUGUUCCAGAGAGCAAAGAAUUAACACCUGAUAAUGUGAAGUUUCAGAGAGAAUGUCAUAGUUGUCAACUUCAAGCUUCAAAAGAAUAAACUACUGUACAGCUUACAAUCUGUUCUAUUACCACAAGUCACUGUAAUAUACUAAUAGUAAUAAAUCUACCGCUCAUUGAGUUUUAUUUAAUGCUGUAUAUUAUUUCUUUUUUAAAUAAAGAAUGUUCUACAAUGA